GCAGAGCUGGCUGGUGGCAGCACGAGUUUGCCCAGCGCAGCAAAGUGCAGCGCGCCCCCAGAGUGCCCUGUCCGCGGCUCGGAUUUUCCUGAGUUUCCUCUUCGCAGCUCGGGGGUGGGGAGGCCGCGCGUGAGUGUGGACGCGUGUGCACGCGCGUGGAGUGCUGGAAUGGGAGGAAGCCCAGCCGGCUCGGAGUGUUUUGAUCCGAGGCUGCCCUUCUAAUUCUGUGGCACCCCGAGUCCCCCACCUUCCGAGCUUGCGCGACUGCUCUGUGCCUUCAGGCUCCCCCAGGAAUGGAGACGCCGUUGGAUGUCUUGUCCAGGGCAGCCUCUCUGGUGCACGCCGACGACGAAAAACGUGAAGCUUCUCUCAGGGGAGAACCCAGAAUGCAGACCCUCCCGGUGGCCUCUGCCCUCAGCAGUCACCGCACAGCCCCACCCCCCAUCAGCCCCAGCAAGAGGAAAUUCAGCAUGGAACCCGGGGACAAGGACCUCGACUGUGAAAAUGAUCACGUCUCCAAGAUGAGCCGUAUCUUCAGCCCCCACCUGAAUAAGACUGUCAACGGAGACUGCCGCAGAGAUCCCAGGGAACGGAGCCGCAGUCCCAUUGAGCGGGCUGCAGCCCCCGCUGUGAGCUUGCAUGGUGGCCACCUGUAUGCGUCCCUCCCUGGCCUCAUGGAGCAGCCUCUUGCACUGACGAAGAACAGCAGUGACACGGGCAGGUCGGCUGUGGAGCGGCAGCAGAACCGGCCCUCCGUGAUCACCUGCGCAUCUGCAGGCGCCCGUAACUGCAACCUCUCUCACUGCCCCAUUGCACACAGCGGCUGUUCUGCACCCGGGUCUGCCAGUUACCGGAGACCGCCCAGUGCCACUGCCACCUGUGACCCCGUGGUGGAAGAACACUUCCGCCGGAGCCUGGGCAAGAACUACAAGGAACCAGAGCCGGCACCCAACUCGGUGUCCAUCACCGGCUCUGUGGACGACCACUUCGCCAAAGCACUAGGUGACACAUGGCUUCAGAUCAAAGCGGCCAAGGACAGCGCUUCCAGCAGCCCAGAGUCGGCCUCUCGCCGGGGCCAGCCAGCUAGCCCCACUGCCCACAUGGUCAGCCACAGUCACUCCCCCUCUGUGGUCUCCUGAAGGGAGCUCCACCCUCCAGCCACACAGGGCUUUGCAUGGUUUGCCUGAGCUUUGAACAGUCAGUGCUUAAGGGGGAAAAAAAACAGAAAAAAAAAAAAUCUCGGGGGGGAGGGUGGGAGGGUGGUUUAUUCGCAAAACCAUGUUGUCUGGACUUUUGUUCUGCUCUGUUUUUGUACUUGCUUGGUGUUCAUACAAGGGGUCUCAAUAUGGCAACAGGAACAGCAUGGAGCAUCGGUCCAGCGGAGCAUCCUUGCUUCCUGCCCUGGUUACCAAAGAAACCUCUGCAGGUCUGCCACCUGGCAGCCGGGACCCUGCGGCCCUUUCUUAGUCACAAGCCAUGAAGACAUGGGGAUCCGGACGCUUUGUGCUCUUAGCUUUUGAGACCGAGUAUGCACGGCUUGGCUUCCACCUGGGGUCCGGGCUCAGUCUGUGUGUGCAUGUGUCUGCCUGAAAAGAACUGUCCUGAUUUGCACUAUGGAGGGCAAGGCUGCCUGUCGGGCAGCUGUCUGAGAUGCCAGCCCCGAGGGAGGGCGAACUGCUAGGGACACUUCUGACCAUGUGUGUGCUUGCGUCGUUGCUGAACUUGGAAGGUCUCUAGCAGGUUCUAGGUCUUUCUCUCUAGUCUUGAGGUGCUCACAACUGGACUGCAGACUCCCCCUGACUAUGGGCAUUUACCUUCUCUGAACACUGCAGUUUGUGAGGCUAGUGCUGAGGCUAGAGGACUCGUAGUGCUUCUGACAUGGUGCGUGUCUUAAUAAGAAUAAUAGCUGGUUUCUAUUGACUGUAAGUCAGACUGUAGCACUGACUGGCUUCUUGUUGGCGACAUUAGCCUGUGUCGUCAGCUACAGCCCUAGAUACAUUCACUGCUGGUGCAGCUGUGCUUCUGAGAUGUGAGGUCGACACUCACUUUACUCUGAGAAGGAGCACACAGCCGGUGGGUGUGGUAGGCUGGGGAGCCCAUUGCUGCUGAUUUUGUGCAUCCUGGGCUGGGGACUUGAGUUCAUGUCUUCAGGCUCCUUGAUGCAGACUGUUUCUUUCCAACUCCUGGCCAGACAGCAGGUGCCUGCCUGACAGUCUGCACCCUGGGGCUGCGCGCGCUUCCUCUCAUGCCGGGGCCAAGGCUGUACACAUUCCUCUAUGAUAACUAUACAGUUAUUCCUGCACCACUAUUGCCCGCUCUAUUAAUAGCUACUAACUAGACAUUAGAAGCGAGCAGGUCAGACAUGGCUGGGGCUGCCCCACAGCUGCUGCUCCUCCCGGCCGUGAGCAUUUCUGUCCCCUGGCCAGGACCACCUCCCCAACAAGGCAUUAUGGACUCCCUGCACAUGGGAGCCCAUGGGGCUGACUUUCAGGAGGAAAGCAGGUUAGCUGUUGAACUUGGGGCGACAGGCAAGGGUGGAAAGGCGGGGACUGAUGCCCGUAGUCACAGGGUGGCUACCGGCCUUUACGAAAGUGGACAGCCCUCCUGCCCCGCACACAGUUCACUCCACUCUCCUGGGCUUCCAAGCUUGGCAUUCGGGCCCUAUAUUUUCUGUAGGAAAAAAAGAAUUGUUGAGAACACUUUUUUUAUAUAGGUAAUUUUAAAGACCAUCAUUACGCUGUGCGUAAAGAAUGUACAGAGAAAUUUGUAGGUAUUUUUGAAGAACAAUUAAUUUGUUAAUGAUAUGUAGCUAUUUAAUUUGUCCUUUCCUAUGGUAAUCAUUUUUUGUUGUUGUUUGGGAAAAAAAGUUGAUCUUUUUUUGUCGGUGUGUCUGUAAUCGUGCAGGUACACAGUUACUCCAUGACAACACUGCGUCCGCAUCACUAGCCAUUCGUUUGUUAUUCUGCAGGCUACUGAGGUGGUCACAGGAGAACCACCACACCGCGGACUGGCUCUGUGGGCAACAGGCCUCAGACAGCCGUCAGGGAGCGGGCUGUUCCUGGGGGGGGGGGUCUCUGGUGCACUGACCUAUCUGGAAUAGGCUGUGCCCUGGAGGGGACUGCUGCACACGUCAGCCAAGGAGUGCGCCAUCCUGCCUGGGCAGGAGCGUGUGACCUCUCCAGAACCAAGCCACCCAUGUGCGAACUGACCCUCUCUGUGUUUGUAAAUCUGUAAUAUACCAUUCUCUGUGGCCUGUUUUUCCUGGAAGAAGAAAAAAAAAAGGUUUGGC
Onychomys torridus (southern grasshopper mouse) is the source of this 3289-nucleotide messenger RNA. It is a transcript of the gene Vgll4, whose product is annotated as vestigial like family member 4. The record is from RefSeq and is a predicted model, not a curated record. The transcript has 6 exons. NCBI's taxonomy places the organism in Eukaryota, Metazoa, Chordata, Mammalia, Rodentia, Cricetidae. Gene Ontology annotation, biological process: negative regulation of DNA-templated transcription. Gene Ontology annotation, molecular function: transcription coactivator binding. Bases 294 to 1139 code for a protein of 281 amino acids.